Molecule: messenger RNA, 1543 nt
Organism: Seriola aureovittata
Lineage: Eukaryota; Metazoa; Chordata; Actinopteri; Carangiformes; Carangidae
Gene: mkrn2os.2
Product: MKRN2 opposite strand, tandem duplicate 2
Exons: 4
Coding region: 566-1228 (220 amino acids)
Source: RefSeq, a predicted model, not a curated record
UUUUAUUUCAUUAGUCUUGGACAGAAACAAAAUCAGACAGAAAAAAAUUAUUAUGCAACUAUUUUUGAAAAUUAAUUACAAUCAGUUUUUCCUCUGGUUGUGAGGAAGAGCUGAUUCUGUUUCCUGUCACCGUAAACCGAAGUUACAGUGACACCAACACCGGUCUGCAGAUAAACACCGGUUUCCAUGACGACGCUGCCAACGUGGUCUGAAGGUCACCUGUGCAGACUAAAGCAACCAACAGGUGAGCCGGUUCACAUGACUGUCUGCCUGACAGCAGCUACAACCUGAUAGGCCGGAGCUGGGGCAGUGAUGUCAUCUGAUAGGCUGUAACCUGGCAACCAGGUGUGUCACAGAGGAGGAGAGAAGAAGAAACAGAAGAACACAAGUCAGAUAGAGAGGAGCAGAAGGAGGAGGAGGAGGAACAAGGAGCUGAAGAGAUUAGGUGUGAAGGAGGAGUAAGAAAGGACUUAAGAGCAAGAGGAGGAGUUGGAGAUAAAGGAGAAGUUAAGGAGAAAGAGGAGUAAGAAGAGUUAAAAGAAGAGUUGAGGAGUCCAAGGAGGAGAUGGAGCGCAGUGUGAUCCGGCUGAGUCACUGUCAGAAGGAGAUCUUCUGUUUCUCUGUGCCAGAAGAUUGUCCGAGCUGCGGGGAGGUGCUGAGGGGAAACAGACUGCAGGAAGCGCCGGUCAGCCUUCCCUCCCCCUUCACCGACGGACACAAGAGCUCCUGCUGCCUGCUGGUUGCACCUGCACACAACAACCCGGGCAGAGAGUUUGAUGGGACAUCAGAUCUGCACACAGGCAUCUCAAACACCAAAGGAGUUGUGUAUAACUACACUCGGGGUGGGGUCCUCAGAGAUCAGAGUGGGUGGGAGCGCUGCGUCAGUGUUCCUCUGGUCCGACCUGACAUGUUCCACCUGCUGGCUCAGUGGGACCAGUACCUGGACCACUUCUCUGACGGAUCCAUGUGGGACCCCGCCUGGCACAGGUUCGACGAGGAGCACCAGAACUGCUUCACUUACUGUCUUCACUUCAUUAACAGCGUCCUGGCAACGGAGGGGCGGAGCUCUCUGAGCAGAGAGACCUUCACUCACAGCUUCAUCCUGCCGAGGAUGAGGAGGGUCUCCAAGUACACCACGCUGUAUGACCACAUCCAGAGACAUCAGUACUACAUGGUGGACAGACAGGAGGACAGACAGGAGGACAAACAGGAGGACAGAGCAGUUUGAUUUUGAUUGAUGAGUGUGUUCAGCUGCUGGAUGAGUCAAAACUUUAGAUUAAAUUUAAUUUAACAAGUAACAACUGGAAAAAUGUCGGUGCUCUAAAACUUUUACAUGUACAUCAGAUAAUAUGAAGUAUAGAUGUGUGUAUAUACACUAUAUGUGUGUGUAAAUGCUGUAUGUGGACACACAAGUACACACGUUCAUAUGUACUGAGUGUUUUUGUAUGUUUUUCUCGUGUUGACAGAAACUUGUCUGUCUGAUAUAACUGUCACAGCUUUAUAAGAAAUGAUAUGGGGUCAUAAAUGUCAAUAUAAAACUGUU